Arabidopsis thaliana (thale cress) is the source of this 2132-nucleotide messenger RNA. Its product is annotated as Leucine-rich repeat protein kinase family protein. The record is from RefSeq and is marked reviewed. Gene Ontology annotation, molecular function: ATP binding. Gene Ontology annotation, cellular component: membrane. Bases 114 to 2132 code for a protein of 672 amino acids. The transcript has 2 exons. NCBI's taxonomy places the organism in Eukaryota, Viridiplantae, Streptophyta, Magnoliopsida, Brassicales, Brassicaceae.
GUUCAUUUCAUAAUAUCAUAAAAAAAUCAUCCAACACAUAAUAUACAUACACACGCGUGCCACAAGAUUAAACAUAUUUCAAAACUUUUCAGAAUAAUAACUGACACAGCUAGAUGCUCUGCUCCGUAACACAAAAACACACACACAAAAUGACACUCUUCUUCUUCUACUCUCUUCUCUUCCUUCUCCUCCUCCUCCGUAUCUCCACCGCCUCUCUCCCGGCGACGAACUACUUCGACUCCUUCUUACCAUCCGACGCCGUCGCACUUCUCUCCUUCAAAUCCACCGCUGAUCUCGACAACAAGCUUCUAUACUCUCUCACCGAGCCUUACGACUACUGUCAAUGGCGCGGCGUCGAUUGCUCUCAAGAUCGCGUCGUUCGUCUUAUCCUCGACGGUGUUGGUCUCCGGGGAAGUUUCUCACCGGAGACUCUUAGUCGUCUUGAUCAGCUUCGUGUUCUUAGCCUUGAGAAUAACUCAAUCUCGGGUUCGAUUCCUGAUCUAUCUCCUCUCGUCAAUCUCAAAACCCUAACCCUAAGCAAGAAUGGUUUCUCCGGUACUCUUUCUUCUUCAAUUCUCUCUCUUCGUCGGUUAACAGAACUUGAUCUAUCGUUUAACAACUUCUCCGGUGAGAUUCCGUCGGGGAUCAAUGCUCUGAGUCGACUCAGUUCUUUAAAUCUCGAGUUUAAUCGACUUAACGGAACUCUCCCGCCGUUAAAUCUUUCUUCUCUGAUUUCAUUUAACGUUUCCAGUAACAACCUCACCGGUUUAGUUCCGUUAACAAAGACUCUGUUACGAUUCAACGCGUCUUCGUUUUCGUCAAACCCUGGACUCUGCGGUGAGAUCAUUAACCGAUCUUGCGGUUUACAUUCUUCUUCUCCGUUCUUUGGUUCACCUAAACCAAACACCACGUCAUCAACAUCUUCUGCUUCUUCGUCUGAAGCACCGGUUAUUCAAAGUGAACAGAACGGUGAAGCAGCGAUGAUUGUUCCACCGGUGGUUAAAAAGGUUAAAAACGGUUGGUUAGUUCUUGGUUUCACCAUUGGUCUCGCUUCUUUGAUAGUUCUAGGUCUCUGCCUCGUCGUGUUCUCGUUGUUUAUAAAAAACCGGAGAGAAGACUACGAUGACGUGAUAAUUACGCAACCUAAGCGAGAAGAAGAAAACAAAGAAAUCAAGAUCCAAUUUCAAACCACUGCGCCGUCGUCGAAAAAGCGAAUCCCAAGAAACGGAGAUUUGAUAUUCUGCGGCGAAGGAGGAGGAGGAGGAGAAGCAAUGUACACAGUUGACCAGUUGAUGAGAGCUUCAGCAGAGCUUUUAGGAAGAGGAUCAGUAGGUACAACGUAUAAAGCGGUGAUGGUUAAUCAAAUGAUCGUGACGGUGAAGAGAUUUGCUCCGUCGAAAACAGCGAUUACUAGUGAUUUAGAGUUUGAGAAUCAGAUGGAGAUAGUUGGUGGACUUAAGCAUCCGAAUCUUGUUCCGGUUAAAGCUUAUUUCCAGUCAAAUGGAGAGAGACUUGUCAUCUAUGAGUACCAACCUAAUGGAAGUCUCUUCAAUCUUAUUCAUGGUUCGAGAACAUCAAAGGCAAAGCCAUUACAUUGGACAUCAUGUUUGAAGAUAGCAGAAGAUGUAGCUCAAGCAUUACAUUACAUUCACCAAUCAUCAGCCAAAUUCCAUGGAAACCUUAAGUCCACUAACAUCCUCCUUGGUCACGACUUUGAAGCUUGUGUCACAGAUUAUUGUUUAAGUGUCUUAACAGACUCAUCUGUUCCUCCCAAUGACCCGGACAUCUCUUCCUAUAAAGCACCAGAGAUAAGGAAAUCAACAGAUAGUCGUCCCACGUCGAAAUGCGAUGUUUACUCGUUCGGGGUCUUCCUCUUAGAGCUAUUGACCGGUAAAACCGCUUCGAGGCAACCGAUUAUGGAGCCAAACGAUAUGUUGGAUUGGGUAAGAGCAAUGAGGCAAGAAGAAGAAAGGUCAAAGGAAGAGAAUGGGCUAGAGAUGAUGACUCAAACGGCUUGUCUUUGCCGUGUAACAUCGCCAGAGCAAAGGCCCACUAUGAAAGAAGUGAUCAAAAUGAUUCAAGAGAUUAAGGGGAGUGUUGUGAUGACUGAAGAGAACGAAAAAUUCCUCUGA